CCCCUCCCGCCCCGCGGAUGCUCCGGGGCAGCGGCGGCCGCGGUGCCGUGCGGGGCCAUGGCGGCCCCGGACAGCUGCGUGAAGGUGGCCGUGAGGAUCCGUCCGCAGCUGCCCAAAGAGAAGAUAGAGGGGUGUCACAUCUGUACCUCAGUAACACCUGGCGAGCCCCAGGUGCUGCUGGGCAAGGACAAGGCCUUCACCUAUGACUUUGUCUUUGACCUGGACACGUGGCAGGAGAGGAUCUACACGACGUGCAUGGGGAAGCUCAUCGAGGGCUGCUUCGAGGGCUACAAUGCCACUGUACUGGCCUACGGGCAGACUGGAGCAGGGAAGACCUACACCAUGGGCACUGGCUUUGACAUGAGCAUCUCGGAGGAGGAGCAGGGCAUCAUCCCCCGGGCCAUCAGCCACCUCUUCAGCGGCAUCGAGGAGCGCCGGCGGGCGGCCCAGAGCCAGGGCCUGGCAGCGCCCGAGUUCAAAGUCAGCGCCCAGUUCCUGGAGCUCUACAACGAGGAGAUCCUGGACCUGUUUGACAGCACCCGCGACCCUGACGCACGCCACCGCAAAUCCAACAUCAAAAUCCACGAGGAUGCCAGUGGGAGCAUCUACACCACGGGGGUCACGUCACGCCUCAUCAGCUCCCAGGAUGAGCUGAUCCAGUGCCUAAAACAAGGAGCUCUUUCCCGCACCACAGCCAGCACCCAGAUGAACGUGCAGAGCUCCAGAUCCCAUGCCAUCUUCACUAUUCACCUGUGCCAGACAAGAGUGUGUGCCCGCCCAGAGCUGGUGAAUGAGGAGGUGAGCAGCCUUCUGGAUGGAUCUCAACCUGCUGCUGAGUACGAGACCUUGACAGCCAAGUUUCACUUUGUGGACCUGGCUGGCUCGGAGAGGCUGAAGCGGACGGGUGCCACUGGCGAGAGAGCCAAGGAGGGCAUCUCCAUCAACUGUGGGCUGCUGGCCUUGGGGAAUGUCAUCAGUGCCCUUGGAGACCAGAGCAAGAAGGUCGUGCACGUGCCCUACCGUGACUCCAAGCUCACCCGCCUGCUGCAGGAUUCCCUUGGGGGCAACAGCCAAACCAUCAUGAUUGCCUGUGUGAGCCCCUCUGACCGGGAUUUCAUGGAGACCCUGAACACGCUCAAGUACGCCAACCGGGCUCGCAACAUCAAGAACAAGGUGGUGGUGAACCAGGACAAGACGAGCCAGCAGAUCAGCGCCCUGCGCGCCGAGAUCGCCCGGCUGCAGAUGGAGCUCAUGGAGUACAAGGCAGGCAAGCGGGUGAUCGGGGAGGAUGGCACGGAGGGCUACAGUGACCUGUUCCGGGAGAACGCCAUGCUGCAGAAGGAGAACAGCGCCCUGCGCAUGCGCGUCAAGGCCAUGCAGGAGGCCAUCGACGCCAUCAACAGCAGGGUCACCUACCUCAUGAGCCAGGAGGCCAACAUGAUGCUGGCCAAAGCAGGUGAUGGGAACGAAGCCAUCGGCACCCUGAUCCAGAACUACAUCCGGGAGAUUGAGGAGCUGAGGACGAAGCUGCUGGAGAGCGAGUCCAUGAACGAGUCCCUGCGCCGCAGCCUCUCGCGGGUCUCUGCCCGGCCCCUGUUCCCCGUGGGCUCCUCGCCGGGCGCGGGCCUGGCCGGGCUCUGCAGCCCCGCCGCUCCCCUGGACACCGAGGCCGCCGACGUGCUCCGAAGGGCCAAGCAGGACCUGGAGCGCCUCAAGAAGAAAGAGCGGCGGCAGCAGAGGAAGAGCCCAGAGAAGGAGGCGUUUAAGAAGCGGCAGAAACUGCAGCAGGACAAUGGGGAGGAGACAGAUGAGAACGAGGUGGAAGAGGAAGAGGAAGAACAGGAUGAGAGUGGCUGUGAGGAAGAGGAUGGGCGUGAGGAUGAAGACGAGGACUCGGCCAGUGAAGAGAGCCUGGUGGACUCAGACUCGGAUGCAGAGGAGAAGGCUGUGAAUUUCCAGGCCGACCUGGCGGAUCUGACCUGUGAGAUUGAGAUCAAGCAGAAGCUGAUUGAUGAGCUGGAGAACAGCCAGAGGCGUCUGCAGACCCUCAAGCACCAGUAUGAGGAGAAGCUGAUUCUACUGCAGAACAAGAUUCGGGACACGCAGCUGGAGCGGGACCGGGUCCUGCAAAACCUCAGCACCAUGGAGUGCUACACAGAGGAGAAAGCCAACAAGAUCAAGGCAGACUAUGAGAAGCGGCUGAAGGAGAUGAACCGGGACCUGCAGAAGCUGCAGGCAGCCCAGAAGGAGCACGCUCGCCUGCUCAAGAACCAGUCCCGCUACGAGCGGGAGCUGCGGAAGCUGCAGGCAGAGGUGGCCGAGAUGAAAAAGGCAAAGGUGGCGCUGAUGAAGCAGAUGCGGGAGGAGCAGCAGCGGCGCCGGCUGGCCGAGACCAAGAGGAACCGGGAGAUCGCGCAGCUCAAGAAGGAGCAGCGCCGGCAGGAGUUCCAGAUCAGGGCUCUGGAAUCUCAGAAGCGACAGCAGGAAAUAGUGCUGCGGAGGAAAACCCAGGAGGUGUCGGCGCUGCGCCGGCUGGCCAAGCCCAUGUCCGAGCGGGUGGCGGGCAGGACGGGCCCGAAGCCAGCCAUGAUGGACUCGGGCGCCGAGGUCUCGGCCAGCACCACCUCCUCCGAGCCCGAGUCCGGCGCUCGCUCCGUCUCCAGCAUCGUGCGCCAGUGGAACAGGAAAAUCAACAACUUUCUAGGAGACCCCUCGUCCUCCAUUAACGGGGCUCGGCCUGUCAGGAAGAAGUUCCCCAAGAAGGGGACGAGCCAGACCUUCAGCAAAGCUGCCCGCCUCAAGUGGCAGUCCCUGGAGCGGCGCAUCUUCGACAUUGUCAUGCAGAGAAUGACCAUCACCAACCUAGAGGCUGACAUGGAGAGGCUCAUCAAGAAACGUGAGGAGCUAUCGCUGCUGCAGGAGGCAUUGCUGGGCAAGCGGGCAAAGCUGCAGUCAGAGAGCCCCAAGGAGCAGAAGGGUCUGCAAGAGCUGAACGAGGAGAUUGAGGUGCUGGGGGCCAACAUUGACUAUAUCAACGACAGCAUUUCAGACUGCCAGGCCACCAUCAUGCAGAUUGAGGAGACCAAGGAGGAGCUGGACUCCACGGACACCUCGGUGGUGAUCAGCUCCUGCUCCCUGGCCGAAGCGCGGCUGCUGCUGGAUAACUUCCUGAAAGCCUCCAUCGACAAGGGGCUGCAGGUGGCCCAGAAGGAGGCGCAGAUCCGGCUGCUUGAGGGGCGCCUGCGGCAGACAGACGUGGCCAGCUCCUCCCAGAACCACGCCCUGCUGGACGCCCUGAGGGAGAAGGCUGAGUCCCACCCCGAGCUGCAGGCGCUGAUCCACAACGUCCAGCAAGAAAAUGGCUACACCAGCACAGAUGAGGAAGUUUCAGAGUUCAGCCUGGCCUCAGAUGGGAGCAUCUCCCAGUCUUUCACCAUGAAGGGCUCAGCAAGCCAGGAUGACUUCAAGUUCAAGGGAGAGCCCAAGCUUUCGGGGCAGAUGAAGGCAGUGUCAGCUGAGUGUCUGGGACCCACGCUGGACGUGUCCACCAAGAACAUCACCAAGUCCUUGGCGUCCCUGAUGGAGAUCAAGGAGGACGGGAUCGGCUUCUCCAUCCGGGACCCCUAUUACAAGGAGAAGGUGUCGCGCACCAUCAGCCUGCCCACCCGGGGCAGCACCUUUCCCAGGCAGUCCCGGGGCUCAGACACUUCGCCCCUGACACGGCGGAAAUCCUACGACCGUGGGCAACCUGCCAGGCCUGCAGACAUUGGCUUCACACCACCCUCCUCCCCACCCACCCGUCCGCGCAAUGACCGCAACGUCUUCUCCCGUCUCACGAGCACCCAGAGCCAGGGAUCUGCCUUGGACAAGUCUGAUGACAGCGAUUCCUCUGUCUCGGAGGUGCUGAGGGGCAUCAUCAACCCAGUGGGUGGCACCAAGAAUGCCCGGACAGCCCCUCUGCAGUGUGUCUCGGUGGCAGAGGGACACACCAAGCCUGUGCUCUGCCUGGAUGCCACCGAUGAGCUGCUCUUCACUGGCUCCAAAGACCGCAGCUGCAAAAUGUGGAACCUGGUGACGGGCCAGGAAAUCGCCUCUCUCAAGGGCCACCCCAACAAUGUGGUUUCCAUCAAGUACUGCAGCCACACGGGGCUGGUGUUCACCGUGGCCACGUCGUACAUCAAGGUGUGGGACAUCCGCGACUCCGCCCGCUGCGUCCGCACCCUCACGUCGUCUGGCCAGGUGAUCUCUGGGGACGCGUGUGCCGGGACCAGCAGCCGCACGGUCACCAGCGUGCAGGGCGAGCACCAGAUCAACCAGAUCGCGCUCAACCCCUCGGGCACCGCGCUCUACGCGGCCGCCGGCAACGCCGUGCGCGUCUGGGAGCUCAGCAGGCUGCAGCCCGUGGGGAAGCUGAGUGGCCACAUUGGGCCCGUGAUGUGCCUGACCGUGAACCAGACAGCGAGCAACCACGACCUGGUGGUCACAGGCUCCAAAGAUCACUACGUCAAGGUGUUUGAGAUCACGGAGGGCAUGGUGGGCAACAUCAGCCCCACUCACAACUUUGAGCCUCCUCACUACGAUGGCAUCGAGUGCCUGGCCAUCCAGGGAGAUGUCCUCUUCAGUGGCUCCAGGGACAAUGGCAUAAAGAAGUGGGAUCUGGAGCAGCAGGAACUUAUCCAGCAAAUCCCCAAUGCCCACAAAGACUGGGUCUGUGCCCUGGCCUUCAUCCCCGGCCGCCCCAUGGUGCUGAGUGCCUGCCGAGGAGGCGUCAUCAAAGUCUGGAACGUGGACACCUUCACCCCAGUCGGGGAGAUCAAGGGCCAUGACAGCCCCAUCAAUGCCAUCUGCACCAACUCCAAGCACAUCUUCACUGCCUCCAGCGACUUGACAGUGAAGCUCUGGAGUGGGAGGAGGUUGCCUGCGGGGUCAAACUAGGAACUGCAGAAAGACUGGAAGGCGUGGGGCAGGGUGAAGGGCAGGGUACCUCCCCCUGCUCUCAGGAUUCGGUCACUCACAGGAGCUCAGCCCAGCACAGGGAUUUCUUUGUGCCUGACCCAACGGGGUGGACAAUGCUGCAUCUGGUACUCCGAGCACUGUCAGCUCCUGUGAGGAAGCAGCUCUGUACGGCACCAGCAGCUCCAUCUGCCCUCCUGCUGAGGCUUCUCCAUGGUUCUCCAGUGAACAGGAAAUGUUUCAUCUCUCUUCUCGCCCAUCCUGCUGUAAGGACUUUGGGGGUCAGAGAUCCCUGACUCCUCAGAGACACCCAGCUCCCUCCUGCCAUGUGGGCCCCGUGGCUCUGCCAUGCUGUGCUGCUCCUGGGCUGGUUCCUGCAGGAGUCUUCUCCACUCCACAAGGACAUUGGUGUCUGCUGGCCAGGACCACAACACAGAGGAUGCUUCUCUGGAGCCAUUACUUGUGAGACACCUCUGCUGUGAGGACUGCAGAAGGAUUUCCUGGUACUCCCAGCCUUCCCUUUCCUGUGUGGAUGUGUCCCCAGUGGUUGGAGGGUGCACUCUGAGCUCCUUUGCCAUGUCCCAUCUCGUGAGGCACAGCAAGCCUGGGAUGAGCUCCAUUGGGCAACUUCUAGACAGAUCUGCUGCAGUUCCUUUGACACUCUCCAAACCCCAGUUGUAAACUCAACUGGCCCCUGGCUCUGGGCUCUUCCCCACAUGCCCAGCCCUGCUCUGGACAUUGUGACCCCAUCAGGGCUUUGUGCUGGGCUCCUGCAGCAGUUAACCCCCUGGAGAUGGAGAAAUGAAGCAAGAAUGGAGGUUACAGGGCAAAAAGGCCAAGGCUGGAUUUGGACCCCACUGCUGCGGCUCUGUCUGUCCUUCCCUUAAAUUCCUCUCUCAGACCUCUGCCUGGACUGGAGCUUGCUUAGGCUGGGCCUGCAUGAAUCCAAGGCUGGAGAGGAGCCAGCAAGGCAGGGAGCAGCCAGAGUCCCCUGUGGCAGGAGCAGAGGGGGGAGGGGGUUGCACACUCUGACCUUGCACAAGUCCCCUGACUCCCCCUGUGCUGGAAGGACAAUCCUGCCGUGGAUGAUCUUGCAUAAUCUCAUCUCCUGGAGGGUCUGGGGGCUUCACCCAGGAGUGUUUCCCCAAGCCCACAUUCUGCAGGCUCUUUCCUCUGUGUCUCCUGUUCAAGGGAGGCUGGCAAGGCCCUGGUCUCACACUGGAGUUUCCCUCCAUCUCUCCUAUGGCCCAUUGGACCAUCCCCUGCUCUGUCCUGCCCUGGGCCACCCAGGGUUCUUGUGGAAUGGCCAAGGAGACCCCAGGAUGGGUGUUCCUGCCUCACACACUCUACUUUCUCCUUUGUCACAGAAGAAGCAUCACUUGAACUCAAAUUUAAGGAUUUCUCCAUGUGAUCCCACAGCACUGAACUGGGAUCUUGGAGGCCAGGGGCUCCAGGACCUGCCCCAUCAAGCACAGACCAUUUCCCCUCUGCUCUCUCCAACCACGGUGAUACCUUGACCUGCCCCAGGUCAUCACCACCAGCCUUGUUCCAGGCAUUUUGGCUGGAGUGAGGGGAUUCCUCUGCAUCAUGAAAGACAGGAGUAUCUUUAUUCAUUUGGUGGGGGAAGGGAGGGUUGCCUUUUUCGGGAAAAUUCCAUCCUGCUGGCUUGCCUUGUUGGAGGGUAAAUGGUACAUAUGUGUGUGUGAGUGUGUGUGUGUGUGAGUGACCCUGCCCAGGACAGUCCCUGCUCCCUCUGAGUGUGGCUGAGCCCUGCACAGCCAGGACUGGUGACUGUGCUGAGGAGAGGCUCCCAUCCAUCCUGUGUGACCUAUGGAACUGAGGGAGCAGCCAAAAGAGCACAGAGACCUCAGUACCCAGUGGCACACAGCCCUGGGGGUCUGCAGGAAGUGUCUCCCCCCCAGGCCUGUCUUGGAGAGGUUUCUGCACUCAUUCCUCAGCUGGUUUGUGCUUUGCUUGGCUGGAGGGGCUCUGUGAGUGUGGGGGUGUCUGGGAAGUGUUUGGCUGUAGCCUGGUGUUGAAUCUCUGCUCUGAGAUCUCCAGUGCCUGCCCUGGAGCCUUCCCUGCUGCCAUGGCUGAAGGGAGCACCCAGGGUCAGACCUGCCUUGCCUUUGCCCCCAGUACCUCCCUGUGUGCAGGCUGAAAGUGCCUGUUCAGUGUUCCAGGGCUGAGUGGCCAGUCCUGGAUGAUGCUGAGCCUCUCUUGCUGCUGUGUCCAGCAGCCUCAAGGCUCUCACAGCCCGUGGAGGGAGGGAGCUGGUGCUGGGUCAUUGCUGUCCUGAGGCAGGGGGUUUGAAGUGAGGAGAGUCCUGAUUUAGGGAUAGCAUUCUCCAAUUUAGUGCUCCCACUAAAACCCCCAUCCCCAGCAGGGUGGAGAGGGGAACUGGAGGCACAAAAGAUGAAGAUCACAAGUUGAGAUAAGAGCAAUUUACUGGAAACAGCAGUGAGAUAAAACAAACAGUAAAACAGCAGCAAUGUUAAUAACAGAAGUAUACAAAAGAGAGAAUGAUUCACCUGCAGAGUGCUCACCCUGACCUGACCACAGCCAUGUUCUACUGACCAGAGUAGACCUCUCCUCUGGAUCCUGCCCCUGUGUAUCUCCAAGGCAUCAGGACAUUGUGAUAAAGCCUUACACUGCUGUGGAUCUGCUGUGCCAGCCUUGGAUCCACCCAGCCCAGCAGAGCCCAGUGCUGCUCUCCCCCUCUAGCUGCAGGCAGGGCCCCUCUGCUUCUUGUCAGGGUGCUCACUGCUCACUCCUGCAGGGGUGCAGGUGCAUUCAGGAGGAUCAGAAGUGACAUUAGCCCUUUGAUUCUGACCACGUGCCCACUGGAAGCUGGGCUGGCAUUUAUCCCUGAAGAAUUUCCUGCAGUUGUUGUUUUUCCUCUCAGCUCACACACCCAUGCUUCUGGGACAGAGGUGGGUUUUCCUUCCCACUCCUCUUCUCCUCUCUGUGCUCAUGCAGGUAAAACCAUAGAUUGCCUUGUGGUGUGUCCCCUCUGUCUCAAAAGGGGGCCAGUUGCUCCCAGCAGCAGAGGCUCUGGUCUGUACUGGUGUGACAUGGGACAUUUCCUCAGUCCACAGCUCUGAACUGGAGGAUAAGUCCAGUCCUAAACUGGACCUGGGCUGGUUCAGUUUUUUUACACAGCUGCGACACAGGUUGGUAGGAAGGAAAAACAAUGAUCUUCAUCAUCAGAGUUGGGGAGUCACCUUUAACACUGUUUGUGUUCCUGUUCAGAUCUCUGAAUAACCUCUCUAGAAAUCUCUUGACUCCAAAGAUUAUGUGGACUGCACUAAGGUCAUCUGGCAAAAAUAUGACUUCCUUAACAUCCCAAGGGAACUCAGAACUUCAAAAGCUGUUUUAACAGGCCUCAAGCAGGAAAAGUGGGUGAAAGACUGGGGAAAAUCAUCCCCAUCAGUGCCAGUGAGGCUGUGCUCUGUACACCCUUCUGCCACAUGGAUGGUGUGCACUGGACCUCAUCUGCAUCUGCAGGGCACUGCUGCUUGUUUGAAUCCCUGGGGACCCCCUCUAACACAGCCAGUUCCCUCAGGUGCUGGGCAGCAUUUAUCCUAUUUAACCUUGUCCGUGCUGUUCCACCUGCUUGGGUGCACUGCUCCAUCAUCCCUGAGGGAACACCUUUCCCUCACACUUGGCAGGAGCUGCCUGCAGGGGCUGAGAGUUCCUGUGCUCUUCCCAGUCCCCUUGCCAAUGCCCAGGUCCCAGGACAGGUCCCAUUCCUUGGCUUCCAUCUGUUUCCAUGGCAUGGCUGCAGCACCCAACAUUGCAGCAGCUGGGUCACCAGGGGCUCACCCCCCUGGCAGCUGAAACCUCUUCACAUCUCAGCUCACUGGGGAUAGGGAUGGGAUGAUUACCUCCAGCCCUGCCUCCUCCUCCUCCUGCUGUGAGGGCCCUGCAUCCUCUUCAUCCCUCUAUGCAAGCUGAUUUGGUCUGGGAUUUAUUCUGUGUAGGGGUGACUGCAGCCAGCGUGGUUUGUCCCUGUGGUUCAGCUGCAGUUGCAGUGGCCAUGGUGCCUGCUGCUCUGCCUUCCUCCUCCUCCCCCGAGGGUGCUGUCUGGUGGGAAGCAGUGUCUGAUGAAUGCUGACCAGGGCCCAGCACACUGAAGUGAGGCUUCUGGCUGGAACUGCCACAGCAUUCUCCUUGCAAGUGCUCUGUCACUUUUACAGCAUCUUGUACUUGUUCAGGGGGACACUUCCCAACCAUUGCAGGAGAGGAUUUCUUCCAAAAGUGGUCCCUUUUCUCCCACAUUCCAUGCCAGUCAUGACUAUUCCCCAUCGGGGUAGAUCUCUGAAUAACCUCCCUAGAAAUCUCUUUACUCCAGAUUAUGUGGACUGCACUAAGGACACCUGACAAAAAUAUGAUUUCCUUAACAUCCCAAGGGAAUUCAGAACUUCAAAAGCUGUUUGAACAGGCCUCAAGGGAGAAAAGUGAGUGAAAGUCUGGGGAAAAUCAUCCUCCCCUGUUCCCCCCUGUUGGUCAUGAUUGUUAUUAAUGGAGUCCCAAAGGAAGUGCCUCAGGUAAGGGUAGAAGAGCAACACUCCAGACAUCCUAAGUGACCCUCACUGUCCUUGAUGUUAUCAUGUCAUAAACUAACAGAGCAAUCCUGAUCUCCCUCCCUGCUCUGAGACUGUAAGUGGGAGCAGAACUAUGUGCAGGGUUAGGUACCCACAUGGGCAGACCAGGCAACAUUGUCACCAGUGGCUCAGCACCUCAUACAGAAAAUGCUGAGAUCUAAUUUGUUUCCAACACACUCUGGACAGAUCUGUUGUUAUCUCAACUGUUCAAGCCCUACCUUGGAUGACAAAAAAAAAGCUGUUGUGGUUUAGGACUGGUAUUCCCCAGUUUAGUGUUCCCACUACAACUGUGUGCUGCCACACCCCUCACCUCCUUCCUUCCCUGUGGUGGGAUGGAGAAGAGAACUGGAGGCACAGAAGGUAAAAAAAAUCACAGGCAGAGAUAGGAACAAUUGAAUGAAAACAGCAAUGAGAGAAGAAAAAUUAACAGCAACAAUAAUAAUAACAAAAGUGCAACGAUAUUAAUAACAAAAGUGUACAAAAUAGAGCAAAUCACAUGCAAAUGCUCACCACAGUGUUACCCUGAUUGGAAGAGAUCCCUUCUCCCUGGAAGAGAGUCCCUUCCCCCUGCCCAGCAAUGAUGUGAGGUGGCCUAAAAGAAAAAGAACCUCUGGGCUCUGGCUAUGUCCCCUCCUGGCUACUGUAAAAAUUAACUCUGUCCUGGCUGGACCCAGGCCAGGGGUGACUGUGAUUCCAUAGCUCUGUGUGUGUGUGUGUGUGUGUGUGUGUGUGUGUGUGUGUGUGUGUGUUUAGCUCUUAGUUCCUGUGUGGGUUGAUGUUUCUCAUGCAGAAGAGCAUUUCUUGGCUGUUGUUCUGGUUUAGCUACCUCACGGUGCAAGCUGGGUGCUGUUGUCAUUGAGUUUCCUACUGGGGAUGGGGUGGGGAGUUUGUGGUGUAAGAAUCUUUUUUUUUUCUCUUAAUUAUUGUUUUUGUUAUGGUUUUGACACUUGAAUUCAUCCUGGGGACACUUGGCCUCGCUCCCACCUUGCUGCAUGUCUGAGCCACCCCCUGUGUUCCCUCCCUGCUCCUCCUGGGCAGGGAGCAGGGCUGGGGUCUCUGCCCCAGCUCCCACCUUUGCAGUGGGAUCCCCCAGAGCAGUUGCAACACCGAGAUUUUGCUCCCAUUCCUCGUGGGAUUCCUGGUCUGAGGAUCUGUGGUGUUGCCAUUGCUGACUGGGUUGGUUGGCAGCCUGGGUGUGGCUCCCAUCUGGUCCCAUGGAAAGGGGGCUCUGGAAGGCUCAGCUCAGCCCAGAUUUCUCCCUCUGCCCUCCCAGAUACUCUCUGUGGAUGUGAUGGAGCUCUGCUCUGGGAGAUGUCUCUGCAGAGCACAUUGCUGGGGUGGGCUGGUUCCAGCAGGGCCUGGGGGCUGGGAGAGCCUCUGCCCAGGCUGGGCAUGGGCUGUGAGAACCUGAUUCUGAUGUGUGAUGGCUUUUUCACUCCCAAAACAUGUAGUUGUGUCUAGAUUGAGUACCAGGCACUGAAUAUAAACUAGGGGAGCCCUGGAGCCCAGCUCAGGCUGGCAGCUGCCCUGGCACAGGGGUCAGGGGCUCUGAGCCAGUUUGGGGUGCAGGUCCUCCCAAACACUAAAGCACAAGGUCCCACAUGCAGGUGGGUCCAGGAGGGGUGGCCCUUUGGUCCCUGGCCCUCCAGAGCUCUGAUGGGACCAUGGGCUGAGACAGGAGGUGGAGGAGGAGGACUGGGCUGAAGGCUCUUUGCCUGUGGGUGAGCUGUUCCAUCCCUGUGCACUGUGCUGGCUGCUCCUUGCAGCUCUGGGGCCUGGCUGCACACCUGAAGUCCCCUCUGGUGGUCUCAGAGCCCCUCCAGGGCAAGGACACUUUGGAGCUGCCUUUGUAACACACACCUCACUUUUCCUUGCCCUUGGACACCUCGAUUUGUGACAAGGGUAUGAUCAUACCUGCACUCCUGCCUCAAGUUGCUGGGUUAUGCUUCUUUCCCCAGGGCCUAACUCUGGCUCUGGGGGUCUCCUCACCCCCAGCACACAGCUCCAGCCUCUGUGGAGGGAGCAGAGCUGCCCCAGAGCUGAGCUUUGCACAGCAGGGCUGGACCAGAGUCAGGAGCCUAAAAGCACUGGACCCCCAAACCACUGUGAGCCCUCCUGAGCAGUGUCCCCUCCCUGUCACCUACAGCUCUGAUGACACAGGCUGGGCUGCCCAGGAAUGGGAGCUCUGAGGUCCCAUCCUGUGCCCCCAGGUCACCUCCCCACCACCUGUGAGCACAGCUGCUUUGGGGUCUCAGUUGCUGCCUCCUGCCUUGGUGCUGCAAACUCAGUGCCUGCUUCCCAUGGUGCUCUCCCGGUGCCCCUCACCCUCACCAGUCCUCCCAGUGCUCCUCACCAGUCCUUCACCAGUCCUCCCAGUGCCCCUCACCAGUCCUUCCUGUGCCCUUACCAGUCCUUCCAGUGCCCCUCACCAGUCCUGCCUGUGCCCCUCACCAGUCCUUCCUGUGCCCUUACCAGUCCUUCCAGUGCCCCUCACCAGUCCUGCCUGUGCCCCACACUGGAGAGAGUCCAGGUACGAUCCCUGCCAAGCACGGGGCUCCAGUUUGCUUUCCACAGGCUCUGGAGCUUCACUGUCUCCUGCAGGCUGCUCGUCCUUCUGAGCCCCCCUCACCCUUCUGGAAAGGGACAAGGACCCCCAGCCCCUCCAGGUGCUGCAUGGUGCUCCAGCUGUAGCUGGGACAGAGGCCAGCACAGACCCAGCUCCCAGAAAAGCACAGCCCUGCACCUUCCUCCUCCCCAGGGCUCGUCCCCUCACCCACUACAGCUCUGCCCUGGUUCCUACCAGCUCCUCCUGGCCUGGCACCCCCAGGUGCUGCCCCACACGAGGCUGGGGCAGCUGCAGCACUGUGUCCCUGCUCCAGCACUCCUUUCUGCACAAGGAGCACAACAGCAGAUGCCUUUUCACACUCGGGGCUUUUCCCAGAGGCCAGCUGCCCUGGAGGCUGUGGUGUCUCUGUGGGGGCUGUGCAGCCCGGCCCUGGCUGGGUUUGUCAGAGCAUGAGGGGGGUGUGUGUGUUUUCUACCUUGGUGUGUUCCUGUAAAUAGUGUAAGUUAUUGUGCUCUCCUGCUGUACGUUUUUCAAUGGCUGUUUGUUUCUUGCCUUUUUGUCUUUGCAAAUAAAAUGUUCUUGACAUGAA
Serinus canaria (Common canary) is the source of this 12715-nucleotide messenger RNA. It is a transcript of the gene KIF21B, whose product is annotated as kinesin family member 21B. NCBI's taxonomy places the organism in Eukaryota, Metazoa, Chordata, Aves, Passeriformes, Fringillidae. The record is from RefSeq and is a predicted model, not a curated record. The transcript has 35 exons. Gene Ontology annotation, molecular function: microtubule binding; microtubule motor activity; ATP binding. Gene Ontology annotation, biological process: microtubule-based movement; mitotic spindle organization. Bases 58 to 4935 code for a protein of 1625 amino acids.